Messenger RNA from Saccoglossus kowalevskii, 2500 nucleotides. RefSeq names its product FAS-associated factor 1-like. Gene Ontology annotation, biological process: ERAD pathway. The record is from RefSeq and is a predicted model, not a curated record. NCBI's taxonomy places the organism in Eukaryota, Metazoa, Hemichordata, Enteropneusta, Harrimaniidae. Gene Ontology annotation, molecular function: ubiquitin binding. Gene Ontology annotation, cellular component: endoplasmic reticulum; nucleus.
UCAAGAAUCAACAAUGGCGGCGAUCAGAGAAGAAAUUCUAGCCAAUUUUCAGGCCUGUACUGGCUUGGACAACUUAGAUGAAUGUAUUAUGCUAUUGGAGCAAAAUGAAUGGGAUUUACAGAGAGCAGUAUCUAAUGUUUUAGAUGUACCACCUAUUGCUAGUACUGCACCACCACCACAACCACAACCACAACCGGAACCAAUACAUAACCCUACCCAGUUGGGCUUCGGGUCUACCCCUUUUGAUGAUUUUGAAGCACAGGAGUAUACGUUUCAACCAAGCCUGAAUAUCCCUCCUACAUCCUCCACAACCAGUGAGCCAGCCCUGGGUGGUACUACAUUUAGGAUGCCAACACAGCCAUUACCAUCAUCAUCAUCUGCUGCGGCAUCAGGUGCAUCAACAUCAAUGUCAAAUUCAAAUUCCUACAGAAAGCGAAUGUUAUGUUUCACUGUAGAAUACAGGGAACGGAAUAUUGAUGUACGUGUACCAGACUCAGAGACUGUAGGAACAAUUAAAAAUAUACUUGCCAGUGAAAUACAUAUACCGGCAGAUAAACAAGUGUUGAAGGGGUUUAGCAGUGCACACACAGUCACUGAUCCUUCAGAUCAGGUUGUUUUGUCCACACUUCAUUUACCAAAAGAAAAUAGACUAUUUUUAUUGACACCAGAGAUUAAUAACCCAGCAUUGACAAGGUCUCAGCAACCUAACGGUGAGAGUCCUGAGUUUCUAGAACGGCUAGGUCAGACAUUCAAAUUAAUGAUUUUGAAUCGAGUCAGUGGAAAAGAGUUAGAGUUAAAUUACAUAGGGUCGCGUUGCAUACAAGAAGUUAAACAAGACAUAUAUGUUCUAACUAGUAUACCAAAUAGACAGCAAGUAUGGACUGGUUGGCCGGGUACAGCAGAUGACGAUACACUUACCAUAGCAGCUACUGGUAUAGGUUAUCCUUGUCAUAAGCUAUCAGUUGAUAGACAGUUCUCACCCACACAGCAAGCACUGCCAGUAAAUUUAGCUGUAGAUGCUGCGAGUGACUCUGAUGAAGACCUCUUUGAAGAUGCUAGUAUGUCUUUUGAUGAUCACAUUUUUGUUGACGAUGAGCCUAGUCGGAAAUUUGAACCUCUUUUACCUACCCAAGUUGACGACAUAACAGAUGCAUUGGUCCAUUUUUCUAGAGAAUUUACUAAUAGGUACAGUGAAACCCAUCCAAUGUUCUAUUUAGGACCUAUAGAAGGUGCUUUUCGAGAAGCGUUUAGUGGAUCAGCUAAGGAUCGGAAGCUUUUAGCUGUAUACAUCCAUCAUGAGAAAAGUGUUCAGAGCAAUGUUUUUUGUAGUCAAGUCAUGUGUGCAGAGACAGUUGUAUCAUAUCUUAGUCAAAAUUUUGUAACGUGGGCAUGGGACAUUACAGGUGAUGAAAACAAAGCUAAAUUAUUAAACUGGUGUACCAAUCAUUUUGGUAGUGUAGCUGCCACAACGGUGAGAGAAUUUAGAACAGAUCAAUUUCCAUUAUUGUUAGUUAUCAUGAAGAUCAGGUCUAACACUGAGGUGUUUAGUGUCUUACAAGGCAAUGUGACGUUAGAUGGACUCAUGACAAGUCUCAUCAGUGCUGUGGAUGUAUUUUCUGAACAUCAACAAUCUGAAAUCAGGGAAGAGGCUGAACGAGAAGCUAGAGAAACUAUGAAAAAGGAACAAGAUGAGGCAUACCAAGAAUCAUUACUAGCUGAUAGAGCUAAGGAGGAGGCAAGGAAAGCUGUGGAAGAACAAAAACUAAGAACAGAGAGAGAAAAGUCAGAAUUGGAAGCAGAAAAAGAGGCAAUAAGGAUGUCGUUGGAGGACUCGCUACCAGAUGAACCUGCAGAAGACUGUACAGAGCCUAUCAUCACUAUUCGUGUUAAACUACCCAAUGGCCAGAAUGUUACAAGAAGGUUUCUGGCACAAAAUCCAUUGCAAAUUUUACUAAAUUAUGUAGCGUCUGUUGGCUAUCAUAUGGACGAAUACAAAGUACUCACUAAUUGGCCAAGGCGAGAUUUAUCACAGACCAAUCCUCUAAGCACUUUAGAAGAGCUACGUUUAUGUUCUCAAGAUACAGUGUUUGUUGAAGAAUAUUAAAUAUAUAGCUGGUCUGAAUUUAUUGGUAUCGGUGGCAGCAGAUUGAAUCUCUUUGUGCUGACACCGACUGGAUCAUCUUGCAUGACACCAUAUUGGUGGCAGCAAGGUGGGAUCACCUCACAUUGACAACAGAUUGGCUUGCUACUCAUGUUAUGUUCUUAGCAGCUGGUCAGGUUUGUGCUUUACCCCAUCGGUGGCAGCAGUGGGAUUGUUAUUUAUAUGCUGACACCAUUAUUGGGGACUGCUGGUAGGAUCAGACAAAACAUUGGUACCAUAUUGGUGGCAACAUAGCACACAGUUAACAUCCUAAGAAUGAAGAUGAAGCGAUUCCUCUCAUGUUUUGCCAGAUGAUGGGAUUACAAUCCAUACAGUGACAUUACCUUUGGCUGUAGUACA